This is a messenger RNA of Haliotis rufescens (red abalone), 4490 nucleotides long. Its product is annotated as sacsin-like. The transcript has 2 exons. The record is from RefSeq and is a predicted model, not a curated record. NCBI's taxonomy places the organism in Eukaryota, Metazoa, Mollusca, Gastropoda, Lepetellida, Haliotidae. Gene Ontology annotation, molecular function: Hsp70 protein binding. Bases 115 to 2472 code for a protein of 785 amino acids.
AAGUUAGGUGGAGCCACAAAACAUGCAGAUACUUCCACGAUAGGAAAAUUUGGGUUAGGGUUUACCUCUGUCUACAAUCUGACAGAUGUUCCAAGUAUCAUCAGUGGAAAUACAAUGGUUAUUCUUGACCCAAGUGGCUCUUACUUGGAAAAACCAGGAUUGAAAGCAAAUCUGAAAAGUGCUAGAAACAAAGCUACAAUGAGGAAUCAAUUUAAACCAUUCGAGGGUGUGUUUGGUUGUGACUUCAAUAGAGAGGUAAUCUGCAAUGGCACUUUAUUCCGAUUUCCACUUAGGACAGAAGAGCAGGCACGUAAAAGUGACAUUAGUAAUACUUGUUACACGAGGACAGAGGUAGAGUCUCUCUUCAAAGAGUUUGUUGAUGCCUGUGGAAACCUCCUUCUGUUCACACAGAAUGUGAAAUCUUUGAAGUUUUUGUUUGUGCCCUCUGAAGGAGAUCCUCGAGUACCACAGCUGUUGGUAGACGUAGUAAAGCAUGUUAAAAUACCACCUGCUAUCCUACCACAAGGUGACAAACUAAAAAGUGAAAACAUUUUGGUUUAUGCGUCAAACAAAUGGCAAAGACUAGCACAGCAAAACGAGAGCUUAUCAGUAGCUCAAAGGGCUGACAUUGAGAUAGAUCUUUCCAACAACAUAAAAGAGUUGAACCUGGUACACAGUGGGGGGCGAGCAAAGGUGGAGUGGGUUAUUGUAUGGAACACAGGAGGAAAGGAGUCCUACACUUUUGCAUUAUCUGGAGUACUGAAAGAUUUGCUCCCCCUGGCUGCAGUUGCCAUACCGAUGACAAAACUGAGCAUGUGUCCCUUUGGGUUCUACAGAAAGGGACAUUUCUUCACUUUCCUUCCACUACCAAUAGAAAAUUCAUUUCCAUUUCAUAUCAAUGCAACAUUUGCACUCAAUGAAAACAGAAGAGAGCUACUUAAAAGGAUGGAGGAUGACAAGACCAUACAUGGAGUUGUAUGGAAUGACAUCUUACUUCGUGAUGUUGUGCCCAGAGCAUUCAUUGCUGCAUUGAAAUACAUAGACUUGAACUCAGUAUCAACAGCAGAGUAUUACCAGCUGUGGCCCACCAGUAGAGACUGUUUUGGGUCGAGUUUCUACAAAAUGAUUGUUGAUGAGAAACAUGAAGUCUUUGUUGAAGAAAGUACAAAACAAAGAUUGCCUCUCAAUACCAUCUGGUAUCUGGAUACAUCCAUAAGAAACCAACCAAACAUAGGAGACAUUGCUUUGAAAGCUUUGGUAAACUUUUGGAAACAUAAAAGUGAAGUUGUUGUAGACAUUCCAAACAAUGUCAUUGCGUGUCUCAUCAAGGAGAGAGGUGCCAAGAAUCGCUGUGUGGCAAGUCAAACAUUCUACUGUGAUGUGUUUUUCCCAAAUAUUGAGGAUGAAUAUUUGUUACCAAGAGACAGGGACUCUCUGACCAUCUCUGCUAUAAAGUGCAAUGACAUUGCAACCAAUCAGCAAGUGAAGGCUACGAAAUGCAUCCCAACAUCUAAUAAGGGCACGUUAAGACGACCUCAGGAUUGCAUUUGUCCAUCUGGAGCAUGUGCUAGCCUGUUCUCAGAAGAAGAUGACAUGUUCCCAGACAAACGUUUUAGGAAGGGGACAGUUCUUGGUGGUCUUUGUAGAGCUGGAAUGAUAGAAGAUAAUUUGCCCUGGAAUGUAUAUGUAGAAAGGGCGAGUACAGUGUCUGAAUUGUACUUUACAGAUUAUCAAAAGGCAACUCAAAGGUGUCAUAAUCUAUUAGAGUAUCUGGGAGGCGACACAACGUGCCCACCAGUUAUUCUUCAAAAACUUUUAAAAAUCAGGUUUUUGCCAGUGCUUCAACGUCCCAAGACAUGGAAGUUCGUUUGGAAGGCUGAUGAAGCAGACUCUGGUCUGUCAGCCCCAAAUGAAAUGUUCAGAGAGGACACAGUGAAUUUGGUUGGAUGUACUCAUCUGAUUUUGGAUGAAUCUGAACUGGAUUUCGUCAAAAAGAACAAGAUAAUCCCUGCUGCUCUUCAGUUGCUACAAGUGAAGAACAGUUGUGAAGUUACCCUUGAAAGUGUUACAGCGCAACUCCUUUCUGUUUCGGAGUCAAUACAAGAAGGUCUAAGACCACCCGAUUGGCAACUGUGCAAAAUAUGUAGAGACAUUUACAGUCACAUGAACGAACUAUAUGAAAAUAGUUCCAUCAAUGGGAAGGAGGAGUUCAAAAGAUAUGUGGAGGAACACUUGCAUGGAAAACAGACAAUCUUGGUGGGGAACAAACUGGUGAAACCUGAACAGGUAGUCCUCCACAGGCAAAGUAGUGUGGAGCCAGGCAUGUAUACACUGGAGCACACGUUCGAGGAGUUUCUGCCACUGUUUGAACUAUUUGGCAUGAAUACAAGAAUUCAUGGUAAACGCACCUUGAUUAUAAUAGGAAUACUGGCAGGGAUUGUGCAUCCUGUGGUGGCAUUUUGUACAAAGUAGUAUGAAAUAUGCAGGUAACGUGCAAAGGAAUACACAUACGUUUAGAUAUAUAUGUACAAGAUCCUCUGCCAUCAACGUCCGUGAUCAGGAACAUAGUAACGCUGCUGCAAAUAAUGUUUAAUAGAAAUCUUUCAUGGGAUAUGUUAACAUAUCAUCCCUGUGGUGUGUGUCAUGGACGUAUAAGAAACGGUGUUUCAUGUUGAUUAAUGUUGAUCCAUGCUGAAGCCAUACUUGUUUGCCAAGUGGCAGGUUACUACUUCCAACUAUAACAACCUUCCAUCAACGGCCUGCAAACUCCCUGGGAGUACAGAUGACAACCAUGCAACCACAGGCCAGUGUAUGAUGUGUUUAACUAUGAUGUCUUUAGAGACCCCUCUGCUCCCUGGCUUUAAUUCCGUAACUGCUCGGCAAAGUCCGGCGGUCAUCGUUGUAUGGUGUCAUUACAUUCUGUGUUAAGGGAUUAGUGGCCCAACUAUUUCAUUCUCUUGUGAUCUAAUGGCACUCUCAAAUCAUGUAUUCAUGUAUUGAAAAUGUUUUUGUAACUAUGAUGUUCAAACAUUAGGGGUAUUUAUAUGUACUCUCAGAUAUUUCUCAUGUAUUUAUGUAAUUUUUGCCUCAUCAAUAAUUGUAUAUAGCUUGUUGUAAAUCUGUAAUGAUAUUGUUGGAUGGCUUAUAUUCAGCACUUUAUUUUGAUACUUUCAUUUCAAUAUGGAUGUAGUAGUUGGUUUGCUUUUCGUGUUUUCAACAUGUUUAGAAACACAGAAUGGCUAAGUACCCCAGUCUGUGGUUUUCCUCGGUUGCGCAGCAUAUUCAUACUUCUGUCGGGUUCUUGUGUCUUUACCCACCAGGAUAAAGACACAGAACUUGUUCUGAUUUUUUUCUGGUUGUACUGAACUAAGAACUUAGAAGCUAGAGUUUCGAAAGCUCAAUUUUUCUAGUAAUCCAUGGAUAAUCAACAUUGCCGUGAUUGUCUAGCUAUUUUGGAAUUUUAGUAUUACCUCAUUCAGUCAAAGUGAUCAGUUGAUCAUACUAGCUUGAUUUUCAGACGUACUCGACAAUGUUAUAGUUAUAGGAGGCUAUAAGCAAAAUUGUUCACUUAAAGGUCGACAGAUAUCGUUAACAUCGUUUGCUUUUGUCAGACAGUUUAUACUUUCCAAAGAAAUUAUUUCGAUACAAUUAUCAAGCUUCUGGCUUAAAUCAGGCAUUUUGUUUAAAACUUUUUGUCAUGGCAGAUAGUUAUAGUAAUACCACUGAUGGGUAUACUGACAUCAUUUUUUGUCCUUUUCAACCAUGGAUCCUACUGUUUACAACCUCUGGAUGAUUGUCAACCUCCCACAAUACAAUACUCGUCUAUCUCCAUGAUUACUUUGCUAUCUCAUCUGCUAGAAAUACAUAUUGUUUUAUGUGAGCAUUAUGUAUAUUGACCAUGUAUUGUAACCAAAGAGGUUAUUGGGGAUAUAGUAUAGGUGGACCAAAGGUGGACCUGUGAUUGAUUAGCUUUGCCACUGUGAAGGAUUGGUACGCUCGCCACAUUGAGUAGCAAGGUAUGGUGUAUUGUUUUAGAGGCUUGUAGACAUGUUACUGAGCUAGCAGGGGCCAGAUUGUGUAUAGCUACCUCAAGGCAUGAGAGAGAGUUUUGUUUUUGCGAGCUGAGACGGGUCCAAGAUGUUCACACUUACUAGGUCUCUGUAUUGACCAUGUCGGUCUGUGACAUUCCUGCCAGUGAAUCCUGUGAUGUAUUCGACCAUGUCGGUCAUUUGUGAGAGACAGGAAAGUGGAUCACUGUUAGUCGACACAGACUGAGUCUGUGCACAAUCUGUCGUUGGCUAAUGGUAACUGAUCAGAAUAUGUUUGUUACCAGGAUCCGGAUUGUGUCCGAUUGGUAGAGUUUCUGUAUCACGAUGAGUUUUCACCUAUUUUGCUUUGCAAUAUAUAUGUUAGUUUGCCAGAUUGUAAUCGAAAUUGUGUUAAUAUUGAAUAAUUGUAGGUUUUGGUAAUAAUAAAAUAUUCUUAAUAGU